AUGUUUACAGUGGGGAAAACAGCUCUGCGACCGGCUGCUCGCAAUUGUGUAUCCGCUCUCAAAAUACACCAACACAGGGCCUUCAAUUCUACCCUUACCGCAAACCAGUCCUCAUCCAAAGGUUUCAAUUUCAUCCACUUUAUUGUCAUUGGAUCGUUCUCAGUCGGCACUCUCUCGGCUUUGACACUGUCGACCAAGCUUCGCAACGACGACACGAAAAUGGCCACCAAAGUCGAAGGCUCGCAACCUUUUAAGGAAAACCAGUGGCAGAAGGAUUUAGAAACCCAGCCGCAGAAUAGUCUAAAACCCGAUCAAAACCAACCAACUUUUGAAUUAGGAUUAUACGAGGCGUCACAGAAGGAGAAACAAGAGAUCCAAGAGAAGUAUAGGAGAGAAAAGCGGCAGAGAAAAUUUACCGGCUGGAUCUUCCGGGUGGGGUUUGUUUUACAAGAUUGGCUCUAUGAACCAAUAGUUACCUUUGGGAGGUUUUUGCACCUUUCAGUUAUCUUUGUCCCAGUAUUUACGCUGUAUCCAAUCACAUUUUUUGGGAAGACAAACAAGUUGGGAGAACGAUCUGGUGCCGUCUUAUGGUACAAGCUAUUGAGAAUAGCUGCAGAGUUGGGCGGUGCAUCCUUCAUUAAAUUGGGACAAUGGGCUGCUUCACGUACAGACAUUUUUUCAAAGGGGCUCUGCAUUGAAUUGUCUAAACUUCAUAGUAAUUCCAAGGAACAUAGUUUUAGACAAACAAAGAAAAUCUUAAAUGAAGCGUUCCAUGGUAUAGAUUUCAAUGAAGUUUUCGAUGAAUUCCCCGAGUCACCAAUAGGUUGUGGCGCAAUAGCCCAAGUUUAUCUUGCAAAAAUGAACAAAAGAUUUGUCAAGUCUGACAAUGAACACGAUAGAUUAGUUGCUGUCAAAGUUGUCCAUCCUAGAGUGGAGAAAAACAUCUCAAGGGAUUUGAAAAUCAUGUCAUUUUUCGCAAAUUUGAUAGAUUGCAUACCAACGAUGGAAUGGUUGAGUUUGCCACAAGAAGUUGAACAAUUCUCCAUAUUGAUGAAUUUACAGCUAGACUUAAGAAUCGAAAGUUAUAAUUUGAAUAAAUUUAGAGAAAAGUUUGCCGAUUCAACCGACGUUAUGUUUCCCAAACCUAGGUAUAGUUCAAGGAAGGUUUUGAUUGAAGAUAGAAUUUACGGUGUUAGCAUGAAUGACAUUCUAAAAGUCAAACAUACCAACCAUGAUAAAAUGCUGAAGUACAUCAGUGAUAGACUGAUUGACUCUUUUUUGAAAAUGAUGAUUUUGGAUAAUUUCACCCAUGCCGACUUACACCCUGGUAACAUCUUUGUCAAAUUUAUAAAAGCAGACAAAAAUCAUAAAGUCCCCCUGAACACGAACGAAUUUGAAGUUGAUAGAUUGUCUAGCCAACUGAACCAAAUGCAAACCCCUGAAUUGAGCAAGACAUUGACUCAACUAUUGCGAGAGGGUUAUGUCCCACAGUUAUGUUUUAUUGAUGCAGGAUUGGUUACUGAAUUAGAUGACAGAAAUAGAUUCAAUUUCAUUUCCUUGUUUAAUGCGUUGGCACAGUUUGAUGGUUACAAGGCAGGUGAGUUGAUGAUUGAGCGCUCAAAAACUCCAGAAACUGCAGUAAACACAGAAGUGUUCAAAUUGAAAGUUGAGAGAUUAGUUAGCAAAGUCAAGGAAAGAACAUUUACGUUGGGGACCGUCUCAAUUGGAGAUUUAUUGGACUCCAUGUUGGGUAUGGUAAGAUCUCAUCAUGUCCGAAUGGAAGGUGACUUUGUGAGUAUUGUUGUGGCUAUCUUGAUUCUUGAAGGCAUUUGUAGACAACUUGAUCCUGAAAUAGACUUAUUUGCAAGAUCAAUACCUAUUUUACGACAAAUCAGUUUCCAAGAGGGCAAGUUGAUCCUCAAAGACAUGAACCACCUUUCCAUGAUCAAGGUAUGGUUAACUCUUGAGGCCAGACAGUUUGUGAAUGCCUCUGUAAGUGACAUCCACAGACUAGUUAAAUGUGACGGUCUAGCCCCUAAUUACUGA
Molecule: messenger RNA, 2046 nt
Organism: Pichia kudriavzevii
Lineage: Eukaryota; Fungi; Ascomycota; Pichiomycetes; Pichiales; Pichiaceae
Exons: 2
Coding region: 1-2046 (681 amino acids)
Biological process (GO): protein phosphorylation
Cellular component (GO): mitochondrion
Molecular function (GO): protein kinase activity; ATP binding
Source: RefSeq, a predicted model, not a curated record